ACUGGAAAUGUAUGAUAACCUUGUCGAUGUUUGAGGAGGCUCCAAUUCACCGUUGAUUGCCUCGCGUGUUCCAUUAUCUCUCUCGGUAUAUAAUAUCCAUGUAACAUCCGUUCUACCGAUCUUUUGAGUCCUGUUUAUCAACCCCGUUUUGCGGAAUCGCAUCGCAUACUUCCAGUGAUUUGGCAAUCAUACUGGAUGGAACAAGCCCAUUGUCGUGCAUUUAUAUCCCAGAUACCCCAUGUUGAUUGGGCUGAGAAGAGGAGCAAAAGAUGUUUUCGUCGGCUCUCAAAUCCCUGAGCUCUAAUAUAUCAUCAAACUACCACGUUUCUCCACACCCCACCGUGGUCUCUGGCCCUUGGAAAAUUCACGACGGAAAAAAGAAGUCCACUGGCACCACAGCAUCCAUCUUUAUAUUCGACAAGAAAUUCCUUGAACCAAGAUCAAGUGGGCUCGGAAGUCGUUCCAGCUCUUCCACCAAGAAGUUGCAAGAAGAUGUCGUCGAACGCCUAAAACGGGAGGCUAGCAAUCUUGCGCGGCUCCGACAUCCCUCUGUCCUUCAAGUGCUAGAGCCCGUGGAAGAUACACGAAAUGGAGGUCUUAUGUUUGCUACGGAACAGGUCACUGCAUCUCUUGCUGGACUACUGCAGGCAAAGGAUGCGCAGGACAACACUUCGAGGAUUGGCUCGAGAUCCAGCCGUUACAUGGUAGAAGAGCCCGACGGCACGCGACGGCGGAGAGACCUCGAAAUCGAUGAGCUGGAAAUCCAGAAAGGUCUAUUACAAGUGGCCAAAGGUCUCGAAUUCCUUCAUGAGUCUGCGGGGCUCGUUCAUGGCAAUCUGAACCCCGAAGCCAUCUAUAUCAAUGCCAAAUCCGACUGGAAAAUUUCUGGGCUUGGAUUUGCUGGCCCCUCUGGUUCUGCAGAAUCACGCUCGACUCUUCCACCCCUGGCCCUGUCAGAGGUGCUUUACCAGGACCCACGCCUACCACAAUCUGUCCAGUUAAACCUGGAUUAUACUUCGCCCGAUUUCGUACUCGAUUCCAACGUGACACCUGCUGCGGAUCUGUUUUCACUUGGGCUCAUAAUAGUAGCUCUUUAUAACUCGCCUCAUGUUUCCCCUCUGCAGACGCAUUCGAACGUGAAUACAUACAAGAAGCUCUUGGGCUCUCCAUCCAGUACACCUUCGCAGGGCAACAACUUUUUAUCAUCCGGCCCGAUUCCAAAGGAUGUUGUUUCUCACGUUUUACCCAGACUGAUAACUAGAAGGCCUGCUCAGCGUCUAAAUGCUCGUGAAUUCCAACAAUCCCAGUAUUUUGAUAACAUAUUGGUCUCGACGAUCCGCUUUCUGGAAUCUUUGCCCGCAAAGAACGCCAACGAGAAGUCGCAGUUCAUGCGUGGGCUUCAACGAGUUCUGCCGGAGUUCCCAGUCUCUGUGUUGGAAAGAAAGGUUUUGGGUGCCUUGUUGGAAGAGACGAAGGACCGUGAGCUCUUACCACUUAUCUUGACCAAUGUCUUUGCAAUACUGCAGCGCAUCCCGAACGCACGCCGCACGUUUCCGGAAAGAGUGAUACCUCAACUCAAGGAGGCUUUUCCAACAAGCAAAGGUGCUCUCCAAGAGCGUGACUCUAAAAAAGAUGCGGGUCUCAUGGUCGUCCUCGAAAACAUGAAUGUCGUCUCAGAUAACUGUUCUGGAAAUGAGUUCAAAGAAGAAAUCCUGCCACUUAUCCGACUCGGACUUGAUUCACCAACGCACUCCUUAGUAGAUGGGGCCAUCAAAUGCUUACCAGUUAUCCUCCCGGUUCUUGAUUUCAGCACUGUGAAAAACGAAGUCUUUCCACCAAUUGCCUCGACUUUCAGUCGAACAAAUAGUCUUGCCAUCAAAGUGCGAUGCUUAGAAGCGUUCGCUAUUCUUUGUGGUGGCUCUAUGGAGGGUAAAGAAGCAAUUGAAGAUGAUUUAUCAGGUGUGAGCCAAAAAAGUAAACCACAGUCUAUCAAAUCAUCCAUUCUGGACAAGUAUACGAUACAAGAGAAACUUGUCCCUUCAAUGAAAGUCAUCAAAACAAAGGAACCAGCCGUCAUGAUGGCUGCUUUGAACGUCUUUCGCCAAAUUGGGAUGGUUGCAGACACCGAUUUUCUUGCUCUGGAAGUCUUACCGAUUCUGUGGAGCUUUAGCCUCGGGCCCCUCCUUGACCUCCGUCAAUUUGGGGAAUUCAUGACUUUAAUCAAAAGCGUUUCGUCCAAGAUCGAGCGAGAACAGACGAAGAAGCUUCAAGAGCUUUCUUUGGGAGGAGACUCUGGUGGAUUCCAGAACGGCACAGGGAGUUCUUCGACGGCCUCAACUUCAGUGGGUCAACCUAACGUGGACAACACGAGGGGUAAUUUUGAACGCCUUGUUCUGGGACGAGGUGCAGCAACCUCGAAUGACCAGAAUAUUGACCAAUGGGGUAGCCUCACCUCAGGCCCUCCGGUGUCACAGUCUACUACCCAAAUGACACCAUCUACGGGUUUUUCUUGGGCGUCUGCUUCCGCGAGUCCCGCUGUGAAAGGAACCAGCAUGCUUCCAUCACAAACCAAUCUCAGUAUGCGCUCAGUCACUCCUGACUACAACAUGAGCACGUUCCCGUCCUUAGAGCCAGCCACUAGGGCAAAGUCUCCUCCAACGCCAGCAUUCCCUACCUUACAGCCUUCACCUUCUUCAUCCUGGAGUAUUCCAAGUCCUCCGACUAAUCAGCAAUCGACCCAAAGAUCAAACGUUUCUGGUCUUUCCCUAGGAGCGCUGGCGAGCAUGAAGGCACACGCUCCUAUGCCCAGUCAAGGCACUCAGCCUGUCCCUAGUUAUUCUGCGUUCUCCAUUCCCCCGCCCCCGUCGGGCUACAGCACCAUGGGGGCGUUUGGAGGCCCUAGCGGACUAGCUAAUACGGGAGGUCCAGCAUUUGGCACAAGCGUCUCCUCGAAUGCGUUCUUAAACAACAGUGCACCUCAAGGAACACAGAAACAAGGACUCGACAAGUACGAGAGCUUGCUCUGA
Molecule: messenger RNA, 3026 nt
Organism: Aspergillus sclerotioniger CBS 115572
Lineage: Eukaryota; Fungi; Ascomycota; Eurotiomycetes; Eurotiales; Aspergillaceae
Product: putative protein kinase Scy1
Exons: 2
Coding region: 270-3026 (918 amino acids)
Biological process (GO): protein phosphorylation
Molecular function (GO): protein kinase activity; ATP binding
Source: RefSeq, a predicted model, not a curated record